Messenger RNA from Menidia menidia (Atlantic silverside), 1101 nucleotides. The record is from the annotation of a GenBank genome assembly. Lineage: Eukaryota; Metazoa; Chordata; Actinopteri; Atheriniformes; Atherinopsidae.
AGGAAGACCACUUUUAGAGCUGAGCCCCUGAAAGCACUGCGAGUGGCUCUGGUGGUCCUGUUUGAGCCUGUGGACCAACAGACGCUGACACUGAGAGGCAGGAGGGAAACGAAUGUACUCACAGAGGAAGAAGAGGCAGAGCAGAGUGUGAUGGACGCUCAUGUUGGGGCUCUGCUGUUUGGCUGCUGCCUCUCUUCCCUCUUCACUCCUCUAAGGGAAGGAGCUCCUCCUCCAAAGAGGGCCGACGGCGCUCCUCCCCUCCAGCAGCCUGCAGGGGGCUGCAGACUCUUUCUGGAUCCCUUUCUGGUCCCGCUGCUCAGCACAUUUGCUAGACUGAAGACCAGGAGUGGCAAUGUAGUAUUCAACACAGAAUACCAAAAAAUGCAUUCACCACACAGUCCUGUGGAAGAGUUGGAGCUGAUGGUCACAGAGAACCGACCCACAGACGAGCUUCUCAAAGUCAAGUUACGAAAGCUGAACUUUACCUGUACCUAUAUGGGAGAUCUACGAAGCUUGUGUGGUCAGUGUGGUGUGGACCCCCGAGGUUCACGAAUGGACAUUGUAAGCAGGCUUCAGCAAGAAAUGAAGAACAGAGACAGCUAUGACAAGGUCUUCUCUCAGCUUUGGGGAGCUUCAGGUGGAUGGGCAGUAGUAACCUGCCCUUGUGCUGUGGUCUAUGCCGUAAAAUUCAAUAUCAGAGCUGAAAGUCCACGUGAUUAUGCCGACAUUCUUCUGUCCUUCAAACACUGUCCAAACAUCACAUUGUAUGAUUUUGCCCGUGGUUUGGCAACUCACACCAACCAAAGAGUGCCAGAAACUUUUAGGCCGCAUGGUAGCAGGUUGUGUGAACCCACUGACGGCAAUAUUGCACAGGCAGCUGAAGGUGAACUGAAAGUAAACUUUCCAUGGUUAAAACACAAACAGAAGGUGCCAGACCCAGAUGGACAUCCUCUCACUGGAUCAUCUGCUCAUUACGCCUUGUAUGAUCGUUUUCAUGAGGACAACACAAAGGAUAAGCGUGAUGUCGAAAAAUGGAACUUUCUCCAGAGAUCUGUGGCCGGGUCAACAGUCAGACAGCCGAACAGCUGUUUUCAGGGAUGA